This is a messenger RNA of Camellia sinensis, 538 nucleotides long. The record is from RefSeq and is a predicted model, not a curated record. Lineage: Eukaryota; Viridiplantae; Streptophyta; Magnoliopsida; Ericales; Theaceae.
AGCUGGAGCGAAACGGCUCGGCUUUAAAGCCCUCUAAAAACCACACUACAAAUGUAUUUAUUACCAAAAAUAAAAACAACGGAUAUAUGCGUGGUUUGAUUUGAACUUUGCAAGUCCUCAAUUCCUCUCUCUCUCUCUCUCUCUCUCUCUCUAUAUAUAUAUAUAUACACGCGUAUGUGUAGGAGCUUUCAUUUCUUCUUUUUCAUUUAUUUCAAUUCAAUCAUUAAAAUUGGGUAGGCAAAGGUUUCAUACCUGUAAAGUUUGUGAGCCUCUUCACAACUUUGAGUACAAGUCCUGAAUGCCUUGGAGUUUGAGACUUUCUGCUUGUUUCCUUUCUUAAGGGGAAGAAGUAUAAACAAUCGACCUUCAGAUUUAAAGAUACAUGCACGAUGAGCUAAUUCAUUGCAAGGUAUCCAUCGUUGAACCAGGAGAGUAACAAGAGUUGCUGAGGUCAUAUUCGAAUCAUUGAUAUGAUUAGCAAAUACCCCACACUGAAGCUCCUCAUGAAGCUCCAAUCCUUUCAAGUGGUUACUUCCAU